Molecule: messenger RNA, 2048 nt
Organism: Melozone crissalis (California towhee)
Lineage: Eukaryota; Metazoa; Chordata; Aves; Passeriformes; Passerellidae
Gene: NIM1K
Product: NIM1 serine/threonine protein kinase
Exons: 3
Coding region: 83-1393 (436 amino acids)
Biological process (GO): protein phosphorylation; intracellular signal transduction; microtubule cytoskeleton organization
Cellular component (GO): cytoplasm
Molecular function (GO): ATP binding; protein serine/threonine kinase activity; tau-protein kinase activity
Source: RefSeq, a predicted model, not a curated record
GGCUUGCAUAUUCAUAUAGAAUUAUUUCAUUUAAACUUCUCAGGACAUCUUGUUAAAUGGGGAAGUGAUCACCCUGUAGACUAUGACAACAGGAUAUGUGAAUGAAGGAAGUCUUGGAAAAUACCGCUGUUCCAGGUGGCAUCACGAGGACAGCAGAGACGAUGAUGGGCGCCCAGAGUGCCACGAAGGAGAUGAAGAGGGCAAACAGCACAGGCUGACCCCAUUUGAGAAACUGAUGCAGGAUAUGUCUCAUAAUGAAAAGGUGGUGAAAGAAUUAACACUGGGAAAGAGAAUUGCCUUCUAUCGAGUCAGAGGAGAAAUAGGAAGUGGGAAUUUCUCACAAGUGAAGCUUGGAAUUCAUUCCCUAACCAAAGAGAAAGUUGCAAUUAAGAUUUUGGACAAGACAAAGCUAGACCGGAAGACUCAACGUUUGCUGUCUCGUGAGAUAUCCAGCAUGGAAAAGCUGCACCACCCAAAUAUCAUCAGGCUGUAUGAAGUGGUGGAGACACUCUCAAAACUGCACCUGGUGAUGGAGUAUGCAGGAGGUGGGGAGCUCUUCACUAAAAUCAGUACAGAAGGAAAGCUGCUAGAAACAGAGUGUAAAAUAAUCUUCUCCCAGAUUGUGUCUGCCGUGAAGCACAUGCAUGACAACAAUAUCAUUCACCGAGACCUGAAAGCAGAAAAUGUCUUCUAUGCCAGUAACACCUGUGUUAAGGUGGGAGAUUUUGGAUUCAGCACAAUAAGUAAAAGAGAUGAAACUUUAAAAACUUUCUGUGGCUCUCCUCCUUAUGCUGCUCCUGAACUCUUCCGAGAUGAAAACUAUAUUGGCAUCUAUGUAGACAUCUGGGCAUUGGGAAUCCUCUUAUACUUCAUGAUGACAGGCAGCAUGCCAUUCCGGGCAGAUACAGUAGGCAAACUGAAAAAGUGCAUUCUUGAAGGGACAUACACUUUGCCUCCCUGCCUCUCAGAAAACUGCCAGAAACUGAUAAAAGGAGUCCUUCAGCCAGUACCAACCAAGAGAUACUCUGUCAAACUGAUUAUGAACAGUGAAUGGAUGCAAGGAAUACAGUUCCCCAAACCUUUACAGACAUUUAAACUGGAUCCAAAAUAUUUAUCAGACAUCAGUACACUAAAAGAAGAAGAAAUUGAAGUGAAAAAUAUUCUGGAAGACCUCGGAAUCACAGAAGAGCACAUUCAGAACAACCGGGGAAGAGACGCGCGCAGCUCCAUAACGGGAGUCUACAGAAUCGUGUUGCACAGAGUACAGAAGAAAAGGGCACUUGAAUCUGUUCCUAUCAUGUCCCAGCCAGAUCCAAAAGAAGACAACUCAAGGAACGGAAUCACUCCUUACAGUGGCUUUAAGCACACAUCCAAGCUGUGUUCUAUUUUAUAAAAUUGCACUGCAGGCUUUAUGCUCAGCACAUUUGACAAAGGGGAUUAUUCACUUAUCCUUAAGCUUUAGUGUUCUUUUGUAAUUUUUGAAUAAACUAAAAAUGCCUCAUUUUCUUUGCAUUUGUCAAUUAACAGUGAAGCACUCAAAAACAGAGCUCUUGUGCAUUUGUUUGACUCUUUCUCCAUAUACUUGGUAUAGCCAGUGCAAGAACCCAGUGACUGAAAAGAUCAUGAGUGGAGGGGAUCUUUUAAUAAACACCAUGCUACAGCACUUAACCCACUUGGGAGAUUCUCUGCACAGGCACCUAACUGCUAACUUCUGAAAGCUGUACCUAAGCUCAAUACAACUUCACCACUGCAAACUGGGACAGUUGCAGAAACUAAAUUUAAGCAGAGACCAGACUAAUCUAAUCAAUUGCAAAUUCUUUUGAACUUCCUCAUCAAAUUUAACAAGUUAAUUUUUAAAAAGCAUUUUAUUUCCUUUCAAGAAAUAUCAAAGCUGUUGUUGGCUGAGUUCCCAACUUGUCACGAUUCCAGAAGACAAAUCAGGAUUCAGUACUUUAACCCUGUCUGUGUGGGUGCCUGACUGGUUGGGCUACCAUCAGUUACCCUUCUGACACCUUCCACUGCUUGCAUGAUUCUGCCACUCUGGAACU